AUGCUUGGUUGGGCCAGAUGGGGUGCACAGUUGCACCCAAUCGCUGAUGCAGACCCUGUUGAGGCGGGCCACGGGGGCCGCCGUGGACGUCGAUCCGAUGGUGGCCCACUUCCACGACAUCUUCGCCGGGCCUUCAAUGAGGAUCUUGGGAUCGAGCAGGCAGUGCUGAGGCAGCCGCGUCCCAGUCACCCGCCCACCUCCGUGGAUUCCUGCGCAGCAUGUUCGGUGGGGUUGACGUCCGGGGGCGAGCCGGGGUUCCAUGUCCGCGUCGGCGUGAUCGCGGAGCGCCUGCCACAGGUCGGACCCUCCCCGUUGGUGGAGGAGGAGAUGCUGGACCUUUUAUAUCCAAGAGUACUCCCGUACGGGUCUGCACGGCCCGAUGAACUGGUACCGCACGCGCAUUCUCAACGGUGA
Aspergillus fijiensis CBS 313.89 is the source of this 414-nucleotide messenger RNA. RefSeq lists its product as uncharacterized. The record is from RefSeq and is a predicted model, not a curated record. The transcript is spliced from 2 exons. The coding region runs from base 1 to 414 and encodes 137 amino acids. Lineage: Eukaryota; Fungi; Ascomycota; Eurotiomycetes; Eurotiales; Aspergillaceae.